Prosopis cineraria is the source of this 3113-nucleotide messenger RNA. Its product is annotated as AP2/ERF and B3 domain-containing transcription factor At1g50680-like. Gene Ontology annotation, molecular function: DNA-binding transcription factor activity; DNA binding. Gene Ontology annotation, biological process: regulation of DNA-templated transcription. The record is from RefSeq and is a predicted model, not a curated record. Lineage: Eukaryota; Viridiplantae; Streptophyta; Magnoliopsida; Fabales; Fabaceae. The coding region runs from base 1791 to 2885 and encodes 364 amino acids. The transcript is spliced from 3 exons.
CUCACAGUAUCCGUGGGUGUACUAUUUUGUCCUCUUUGUCCUCGUCCUCCUCUCGCGAACCUUACAUUACAAUACAAAGCACUCUGUUUAAAGCAGCCUCAUUUUCACACAACCCAUUACCUAAUCAUCAAUUCAUCAUCCCCUGCUUCUAAUUCCUCUAUCUCAGAAGAUACCUCUCUGGAGAGUGCCUGCAGCAUGACACUGUCCCUCUCGCUGUUGCACAGGCAAUUCGUAGCUAUAGAGCCGUAGAGUCGGUGAACCUCAUUCUGAUUGGUAGAGGGAGAAACAAAAGGAAAGAUUAAAAGGUGUUUGUAGUUAUGCCUCAGAGGAAUGAAAACAAGCAAACAAUAAGAUCUUGGCGUGUAUGUGUGUGAGUGUAAUACGAGAGUACUGUCUGUGUAGCGAAUGUGUAUAGCUGAUGAGGUUCUGGACAAAGAUGUGGUGGGAUUGAGGUUUUGGAUUGGAUCUGACUUAGCCUGAUCAGAAUAAGAGGCGUGAGAACACACAUAGAGAUAAAUGACAGAAGAGAGUGAGCACUCUGCUGGCAAUUGUAUGAGUUCAUACAUUUGCAGGUGGGUGCUCACUUUUCUUUCUGUCAUAUCUCGUUUUCCUUUGUCGUGUGUUCCUUCGUCGCACAGAAGCCACCUUUCAUGUCUUUCUCUUUUCUGGCCUCCAUGGCUCUAUCUGCAGUUCAACACUCCACAGGAGAGAGUUUUACUCUCAUAUUCUCUUACUAGCACGGUCACUUUUGACUCUCUCAGCCAGAUCGCUUCGUUUUGUGUUCAUCUUUUUCUGAAUCUCUUUCAGUCAAUUUUGAAAGGUUACAGAAAGCAUGCUGUGCUUAUGCACACACAGACCCCCAUGAUACUAUAGCCCUUGAAAUGACAUAUCUAGCAGCAGGCCUAGCUAGGCGCCUCCCAAAUCUGAUCCCUAUCCGCUUAAUGUUCUUUAUCUCGAUCUGCUAGAACCUACUAAUCCUAGUGUCUAACCUGAUCUGAUUUCUUAGCCCAAAAAACCAAAAAAGCGAUAAUUAGGAGUGUCUAUAUUCAUGCUGUUUUUGAGUAUCUGGAGAUAAGAGCUAGCGUGUAAAGGCUUCUCUCCAUCUGUUUAUGACCUGAUCUUUAUCUUUUCCUGUAUUUAAUCUUUUUUUCCCCAGUUGGCUGUCUGUAAAUUAUUUUUUUGCCUUUUUUAAUAUUGUUUGCGUGACUUUUUAUGGUACUCUCUCCUUCCGGGGAAGUAGAAACUAGAAGACCCAAAAGAAAUUCUUGAAGGUACGCUCUGUUACUGUUCAUAUUUUAACGGAAAGCUGUAUGCUUUCUUCAGUUUUCUAUCAAACCCUUAUUUUCAUUUCCUCUUAUUCACCAUGCAAAGAGCUAAAGGCCCAUGUUUUGGCCACCCGAUAAGCUCGAAUCUUCCGAGAAAGGAGCGAAAGGGGGGAAAUUUGUAUCAGGAAUAUAAGACAACGGGAAAAUAAAUCGAAGCUUUAAUAAUAAUGCAGAGAUUUAAAGCGAUUUUUCUCGACGAAUAUUGGAAUCUUUGUAGAGUUGGAGGAAAAAGGAAAGUCUUGGGAACGUGUUUCAGGAGGCUAAAUAUGGGAAGAUUUCGUUCUUUCCCUUUCUGGGUUGGAAUGCAUUUAGUACUUGCCGUAAUUGAAGGAUUUAAAGAUGCGAGCUUCCUUUUACAGAACCUGUUUGGCGUUAGGAAGCAGAAACCUGCCUCACCUAUUUCCUGCAGUAUAAUUGCUCAGAAUUCUGGUGGAAGAGAAAGUGUCAAGUGAAGGAUCAAGUGGUAUGGAUAAUGUGAGCCCAGAAGGUUUAGAUUCAAAUGGCGAUUGUUAUCCCACCUAUCCAAACAAACAUUUAGGACAUGGCAGCAAAGAAUCCAUUAAUAAAUUAAAGGGCAUUGUGCCACGGCAGAAUGGGAGUUGGGGUUCUAAGAUGUAUGUUAAUAGUCAUCAGAUUUGGCUUGGGACUGUCAAGUCCAAAAAGGAACCCGAGAUGGCUCAUGAAAGUGUGACUAUUCAGCUUCGCUGCGCUGGUUCUCACCAGAAUUUUCCUUGGACUGAUUUUACUGUUGAGGAGCCAAGCUUCAUGAGUCAAUAUAGCCAAGAAGCUGUACUUGAGAUGAUAAGGGGUGGUUCAUGCCAACCAAUAUUCCAAGGACAUCAUAGGGAUAAUUAUGGAAAGGCUGAAUUAGGUAUUUGUGGCCCCAACCUUUCUGCAAUGCAGAGGAGAGGUGGCUUCUCAUGUAAACUACUUUUCCGAAAGAUGCUGACACCGAGCGAUGUGGGUAGGCUGAACAGAAUUGUCAUACCCAAGAAAAAUGCCACCACGUGCUUUUCUGAGAUCUCUGGAAGAAUGGAAGAAGAUGCAAAAGUUGGAGUGGUCACUGAUGUGCAGGUAGAUUUCUUUGACAGAAUGAUGAGGUGCUGGAAGUUCCGGUACUGCUUUUGGAAGAGCAGCCAGAGUUAUGUGUUCACGAGGGGUUGGAGCAGGUUUGUGAAAGAUAACCAGUUGAAGGUUAAUGAUGUUGUUGCCUUUUACUUGUGUGAAGUCCAAAGGGAAGGAAAAAUAGUGGACAAGUUCUUCAUGAUUGACCCUGUGAGAGGUGAAGAAUCUGUUGGUAAUGGCAGCAGCAGCUCAGUGAUUGAAGUUUCUGAUCACAAUGCUGGGUUGAAACCUGAAAUGUUAACCUCGGUAUUUGAAGGCACUUAUCACAACAAUGUUGGGUUGAGACCUAAAAUUAGUAGUUCAUCAGUAUUUGAAGGAGCUUCUUGUCACCACCAUAAUGUUGAGAAGAAGCUCGGAGAGGAAGUGACGGAAGUUGACCCACCAAGCAAUGUUGAGAGGAAAGGAUUUAGACUCUUUGGGGUUAAAAUCAAUUGAAGGACGUAGGCCUUCUUAUAUUAUGACAUAUUUUAUGGUAUACUUUUAUAAAGUUAGGGUUUGUAGUGUUUUUCCAUAAUCUGGUCUAUGCAUAUAUGAUAUGAAUGCCUUAUACUUGAGUUUGUGACAUGGGUUUUGGCAUUUAAGUUUUGAUCAUUAUUAGAUCAUUGAUAAACUCUCAAGACUCUUUACACUAUUAGGAUGAUGUAAUUUAUGGCUUAUUUGUUA